Messenger RNA from Drosophila kikkawai, 3640 nucleotides. It is a transcript of the gene Marf, whose product is annotated as Mitochondrial assembly regulatory factor. The record is from RefSeq and is a predicted model, not a curated record. NCBI's taxonomy places the organism in Eukaryota, Metazoa, Arthropoda, Insecta, Diptera, Drosophilidae. Gene Ontology annotation, biological process: mitochondrion localization; mitochondrial fusion. Gene Ontology annotation, cellular component: mitochondrial outer membrane. Gene Ontology annotation, molecular function: GTPase activity; GTP binding.
AUUUUGGUCGCAAAACUAGUUGGUCACACUGCAUGUUACAUCAUGUGCUACCAAAAUAACUAAAUUUUAUUAUAAAUUUGCCGCAAUCAAAGCUUUUCUAGCGCCCCUGCAACUGGACUCCAUCGGCCCAAGCGGUGGCAAUGUAACGUGCAUUCAAAGGCUGAGCAACGCUAUCCAAGCAUCUACACCUGAGCCGGGCGAGCCGACGACAUAAACCGAGCAACCGAAACACGCAGGCAGCGCAGGAAUAAAUAUAAAUAAGAAAUCUACAUAGCUAAAUAAAACAAUACGCGCGAUGAGCGAGAGCAGUAACAAUCAGUUUUGUGACGUUGAUUUUUGAGCAAGCCCCCACAAAAAAAAAUAUAUAUAUAAAAAAAAGUCCGAGCACAGCCAGAAAGAAGCAGGAGCACACACCGUACUAUAUUUCAUCCAUUUUGAGUUCCGUGCGGUCAGCAAUUUUUUUUGUUACUCCGGGCCGAGCGUUCCUUGGUGUUCCUUGGAGUUCCAGGAGCGGGAGCGGGUGCUGGAGGAUUCCCAGCGAAAUUGUGUCCAUUGGCUGCAUACCUUUUGUUUUGUAUCGCAAUUCUCUUCUACUCUCAAAUCCAAACAACGCAAUCGUCUCCCCAAUUUGGACAUCGAAAUGGCGGCAUACUUGAACCGCACCAUCUCGCUGGUUACCGGGCAAACGGGCCCCGCCGCCGAUGAUGAUGACCGUCACUCCUCAUCCACGGACACAUCGCUGACAACGACGGGCUCAACGACGCCGGCUGCUAAUUUUCUGCCGGAAACGCGGCUCUAUCAAUCCAAUGACAAAUCACCCCUUCAGAUCUUUGUGCGGGCCAAGAAGAAGAUCAAUGAUAUAUACGGCGAGAUUGAGGAGUAUGUCCUGGAGACUACCACAUUUAUCAACGCAUUGCAUGCGGAGGCGGAGAUUGUGGACAAGGCGGAGCGGGAACUGUUUGAGAGCUAUGUGUACAAGGUGGCCGCUAUCCGGGAAGUCCUGCAGCGGGAUCACAUGAAGGUGGCCUUCUUUGGGCGCACCUCCAACGGCAAGAGCUCGGUGAUUAAUGCCAUGCUGCGCGAGAAGAUCCUGCCCAGCGGCAUUGGACACACAACAAAUUGCUUUUGCCAGGUGGAGGGCAGCAACGGUGGCGAGGCCUAUCUCAUGAAGGAGGGAUCCGAUGAGAAGCUCAAUGUGGUGAAUAUCAAACAAUUGGCGAAUGCCCUUUGCCAGGAGAAGCUAUGCGAGAGCAGCUUAGUUCGCAUCUUUUGGCCCCGGGAACGCUGCAGUCUGCUGCGCGAUGAUGUCGUCUUUGUGGACUCACCUGGCGUGGAUGUGUCCGCCAAUUUGGACGAUUGGAUUGAUAAUCAUUGCCUGAACGCCGACGUCUUUGUCCUGGUCCUAAAUGCUGAAUCCACAAUGACGCGAGCGGAAAAGCAAUUCUUUCACACCGUCUCUCAGAAGCUGAGCAAACCGAAUAUAUUCAUUUUGAACAAUCGCUGGGAUGCAUCGGCCAAUGAGCCAGAGUGCCAAGAGUCGGAACUGGCUAAGGUCAAGUCCCAGCACACCGAACGCUGCAUCGACUUCCUCACCAAGGAGCUGAAGGUGAGCAACGAAAAGGAGGCAACCGAACGCGUAUUCUUUGUUUCGGCCCGCGAAACACUGCAGGCACGGAUUGAGGAGGCCAAGGGCAAUCCGCCGCAUAUGGGCGCCAUUGCCGAGGGCUUCCAGAUGCGCUACUUUGAGUUCCAGGACUUUGAGCGCAAGUUCGAGGAGUGCAUCUCCCAGAGUGCCGUCAAGACCAAGUUCCAGCAGCACAGUUCGCGCGGCAAGAGCGUGUCGGGCGAUAUGCGCUCCAUGCUGGAUAAUAUCUACGAAAGGAUCACGAUAUUCCGAAAUUUGAAGCAGGACCAGAAGAACAUGCUCACGGAACGUAUCCAGGGCACAGAGACCCAAAUGAUGCAGGUCACCCGCGAAAUGAAGAUGAAGAUCCACAAUAUGGUCGAGGAGGUGGAGGAGAAGGUGUCGAAGGCCCUCAACGAGGAGAUCUGGCGACUGGGCGUCCUCAUCGAUGAGUUCAACAUGCCCUUCCAUCCAGAACGCCUGGUGCUCAACAUCUAUAAGAAGGAAUUGAAUGCUCAUGUGGAGAGCGGACUGGGCAGCAACUUGCGUGCCCGCCUUUCCAUGGCCCUGGCCAUGAACGUGGAGUCGGCCCAAACGGAGAUGACCGACCGGAUGCACGCCCUGGUGCCCAACGAACAGCUGCUGGCCACCAGCACCAAAAUGGUGGUCCGCACACAGCCCUUCGAGAUGCUCUACUCGCUGAACUGUCAGAAUCUGUGCGCCGACUUUCAGGAGGAUCUCGAGUUCAAGUUCAGUUGGGGCAUCGCGGCCAUGAUUCACCGCUUCACCGGCAAGGUGCGCGAGCGCAGCAAGAAGAACCAGCCGGCGCUGGUGAAUCGUCAGAGCAGUAUUGGGCACAGCGUCGUGACGCCCGCCAGCACGCCUGUGGAGGCGACAACCCCUGUGUGCCUCCUUCCCGGGCCAAGUGUGGCUGGAAUUACGCCCGAGCAGCUAUCGGUGAUCUCCCGGUUUGCCAUGACCUCCAUCGGAUCGCAGGGCACAGUGGGCGGCCUUGUGGUUGCUGGCAUUAUGCUGAAAACUAUUGGUUGGCGUGUCCUGGUCGGUGUCGGCGCCCUCUACGGCUGCAUCUAUCUGUACGAACGGCUCUCGUGGACGAACUCGGCCAAGGAGCGGACCUUCAAGAGCCAAUAUGUGCGGCAUGCCACCAAGAAGCUCAAGAUGAUCGUGGACCUUACAUCCGCAAAUUGCAGUCAUCAAGUGCAGCAGGAACUGUCGAGCACCUUUGCCCGCUUGUGCCGCACCGUUGACACCGCCACCACGGACAUGAACGAGGAGCUGAAGACCCUGGAGUCGCAGCUUAAUGUCCUCGAGGGCAAUCAGAAGCAGCUGAAGCUGCUGCGCAACAAGGCUAACUACAUACAGAACGAGCUGGACAUUUUCGAGCACAAUUAUAUCUCGCCGCAGUAAGAAUGGAUCCUAGAUGGAGUUUAUAGAGGCGGAAAGUAUGUGGUUGGGUGGUGGGAUCCUCUGAUCUGAAGGGAAAAGCCACAAACCUCUUACGGCAACGACAACAAUUAACUCUUUUUUUUCGCACUAUUUUGUUUUUUUCCUCUCUUUUUGUAUAAAAGCAUGAUUUGACCAAUCAAGUUGUACAAUUUUAAUUUUUUUUAUAGAACAAAUUGUGAGAUUUACACAUAAUUCUAGAGUGGCAAUUAUUGUAUUUUUUUUAAUCUCUGGAGUUGUUGUUGUUGUAAUAUAUAUAUAUAUACCAAUAACCACUCACUGUGGCCAUGGAAAUGCUAAUUGAAGUGGACUAUAAAGUCACCAUAUGCCCCCUCCUCAUAUAACGCAAAUGCAACUUGAUUUACCUUCUAAUAGAAAGUUCUUGUAAUUAUACAAACAUUUUGUUUUUCUCCCAAUCGGAUAUUAGAAUAAUUGAAUGACGAAAGCGUAUACUUGCAUCAUCACUACGAUGGGGGUGUGUGUUAAUUGUUAAUGGAUGAUUCAUGAACGAAAACGAAACAGAAACAAAAUAAAUGAUAUUUAUGUAAGAAA